AUGGAAAGUGAUGACAGCCUGUGCCGCGCAAUCAGCAGCACACAUGACGACAGCCCGUCCCUCGAAGUCAAGGGCAUACGUAUUGGCAAUCGGACCUUAAUGCCUCUGAAGCCCGGUGCAAAUGGCGAAUAUAGAGAUGUGACAACAGGAGUUGGUGUAUGCUCCACGUAUGGAACAUCAAUUGAAGGCAAUACUUUCUAUCCCGGCUUAACGCAGACGAGUAAUUCUGGAUCUGAGCCAGACUUCUUUUGGACAGAUGGGACAGAAGUGGCAUCCCAAUUCAACGUUCCUCACAAUACAAAAGGAGUUCUCUGUUCAAGCCAGGGGAGGUAUGAGUUCCAACUUUGGACUCUGCAGUUUAAGCCUGUUGGUAUCAUGAGAGUAACGAACUCGGAAUCGAAGGAGCAGACCGAACUGGUCCAAAAUGCAUUGCUGAAGAUCGGCGAUACCGAACAGAGGAAGCAAUUGAUUCAAGCCUUGGAAUCCCAAACAGUGACACGCCCGCAGAAGGCCAUCCUUGAGGUAAAGUACAAAGAUGACAUGGUACACAACGUCUAA
This is a messenger RNA of Fusarium coffeatum, 558 nucleotides long. RefSeq lists its product as uncharacterized. Bases 1 to 558 code for a protein of 185 amino acids. The record is from RefSeq and is a predicted model, not a curated record. Lineage: Eukaryota; Fungi; Ascomycota; Sordariomycetes; Hypocreales; Nectriaceae. The transcript is spliced from 2 exons.